UCCUCUUCCGGAUCCUGCAGGUGCUUAGAGCCUUUGCCUCUGGAGCAGGGGAACAUGGAGUACACCAAACAGCUAAUUCUCAGCUGUUUGCUCAACAUCUGCCAAAAGCUCUCUCCAGACGGCGGCAAAAUACCAAAAGACGUUCUGGACGAGGAGAAGUUCAAUGUGGAGUUGAUCGUGCAGUGCAUCCGCGUCUCGGAGAUGCCUCAGACCCACCACCACGCCCUCCUACUUCUGGGGACUGUGGCCGGGAUAUUUCCUGAUAAAGUUCUGCACAAUAUUAUGUCUAUCUUUACAUUUAUGGGAGCCAACGUCAUGCGUCUAGAUGAUACUUACAGUUUUCAAGUUAUUAACAAGACAGUGAAAAUGGUUAUUCCGGCACUUAUUCAGUCUGAUGGCGGAGACUCUGUGGAAGUCACGAGGAACGUGGAGGCGAUCGUGGUGAAGAUCAUGGGUGUGUUUGUGGAUGCGCUGCCACACGUCCCAGAGCACAGGCGCCUGCCGGUCCUGGUCCAGCUCGUCGACACCCUCGGCGCAGCACGAUUCCUCUGGGUCCUCCUCGUCCUGCUGUUCGAACAGUACAUCACAAAGACCGCGCUGGCGGCCGCCUGCGGGGAGAAGGUCAGCGUGGGGGGCGGGUGGAAUGCAAGACGGGUGUUUCCCUCAGGUUUGUGAUCUUUUCCAGCUGAACUGUGGGCAGCGAUGUUCCG
Messenger RNA from Myotis brandtii (Brandt's bat), 710 nucleotides. Its product is annotated as HEAT repeat-containing protein 1. Bases 55 to 675 code for a protein of 206 amino acids. NCBI's taxonomy places the organism in Eukaryota, Metazoa, Chordata, Mammalia, Chiroptera, Vespertilionidae. The transcript has 4 exons. Gene Ontology annotation, cellular component: 90S preribosome; small-subunit processome; t-UTP complex. The record is from RefSeq and is a predicted model, not a curated record. Gene Ontology annotation, biological process: positive regulation of transcription by RNA polymerase I; maturation of SSU-rRNA from tricistronic rRNA transcript (SSU-rRNA, 5.8S rRNA, LSU-rRNA). Gene Ontology annotation, molecular function: snoRNA binding.